Molecule: messenger RNA, 1014 nt
Organism: Thamnophis elegans (Western terrestrial garter snake)
Lineage: Eukaryota; Metazoa; Chordata; Lepidosauria; Squamata; Natricidae
Gene: THYN1
Product: thymocyte nuclear protein 1
Exons: 8
Coding region: 181-888 (235 amino acids)
Cellular component (GO): nucleus
Source: RefSeq, a predicted model, not a curated record
GCGCUUUUGCAAGGAAGGACUUUUUGCAAGGACUCUUCCAGCUGGUGCUGGGGACGGAGAGCCGAGAAGGUCGUAGGCGCAUUUCCCCCUUCUUCCGGGCGAUUGUUUCUGCAGCAUUCACGUACACGGGAAGCCUCUUCUCAAACGAAGGUACCCAAUCUACUCCUUGGCAGCAAAAGAAUGCCCGCCCGUGGCAAGAAAAGAGGGCGGCCAGCUUUGACGGCUACCAAGCAGCCCAAAUUGGCUAAAACUGAGAUCCAGAAGACGGAGGGAUCCAAACGGCCCAGUUCUGGGUUGAGAAGGACUGGGACAAGCUCGAAAGAAGAUGCUGGGAUUGAGGACAAAAGCAAGACAGGUUAUACUCACUGGCUUAUGAAAUCUGAGCCGGAGAGCAGGUUUCAAAAGGGAAUCGACGUGAAGUUUGGCAUUGAAGACUUGAAAGCUCAGCCUAACGAAACGGCUUGCUGGGAUGGAGUCAGGAAUUAUCAGGCACGGAAUUUCCUGCGGGAGAUGAAAGUUGGAGAGGAAGCUUUUUUCUACCACAGCAAUUGCAAGGAACCUGGGAUUGCAGGUAUCAUCAAGGUUGUUAAAGAGGCUUACCCUGAUCACACCCAGUUUGAAAAGAGUAAUCCACAUUACGAUGCUUCCAGCACAAAGGAAGAUCCCAAAUGGUCCAUGGUCGAUGUCCAGUUUGUGCGAAUGACUCGACGGUUCAUCCCUCUGGCUGAGCUCAAAGCCCAUCGUCAAGCCCACCAGAGGUCCGGAGGCCCCCUGAAAGAGAUGGCUCUCUUCACGAGACCGAGGCUGUCCGUCCAGCCUGUCACGGAUGAGGAAUUUGAAUUCAUUUUGAGCCUUGAGAAAGGGACGAGAAAGACUCACGAGAACUGAUUUUAAAACCAUUUCCUUUCAAAGCCAACCGACAGCAAAGCGCACGAGAGUUUACCGUUCAAGUUGUUCUAGUUCCUGUUUGAUUGUGGUGCAACCUUUUCUAAAUAAAUCUGUUUUUUUUUUUUA